Messenger RNA from Lepisosteus oculatus (spotted gar), 1883 nucleotides. It is a transcript of the gene harbi1, whose product is annotated as harbinger transposase derived 1. NCBI's taxonomy places the organism in Eukaryota, Metazoa, Chordata, Actinopteri, Semionotiformes, Lepisosteidae. The record is from RefSeq and is a predicted model, not a curated record.
GGAGAAACAUUCGAUACUUACGCUCUGCAGUCAUGCCCGAUGGAGGUGUAUGUGGGUAGUUGUGUGGACUGUAAACAGACAGGUUUGCCUUUUAUUCUACAAAAAGGCCCUGCCAGACUGUUCACGUCGUUGAUCGUGUUACAGGAUCGGGGAUGGCUAUCCCUAUAGCUAUACUGGAUUGUGACCUUUUGCUCUACGGCCGUGGACAGAGGACCCUGGACAGGUUUGACAUAGAGACCGUCUCGGAUGAGUUCCUGUUGACUAAUUUCGGCUUCCCGCGGGAAUUCAUCUACUACCUGGUGGAAAUGCUGGGCGACACCCUGUCGCGGCCCACUCAGAGGUCGCGGGCCAUCAGCCCCGAUGUGCAGAUCCUGGCCGCUCUGGGGUUCUACACCUCGGGAUCCUUCCAGACCCGGAUGGGGGAUGCGAUAGGGAUCAGCCAGGCCUCCAUGAGCCGGUGCGUCGCCAACGUGACCAAGGCGCUGGUGGAAAAGGCCUCCCAGUUCAUCGGCUUCACGCAGGACGAGGCGACACAGCAGCAGUGCAGAGACGAGUUCUACCGGGUGGCCGGCGUGCCCAACGUGCUGGGGGUGGUGGACUGCGUCCACAUUGCCAUCAAGGCCCCCAAUGCCGAGGACCUGUCGUAUGUCAACCGGAAAGGGUUUCACUCCAUCAACUGCCAGCUCGUGUGCGAUCCGAGAGGCCUGCUGCUGAGUGCGGAAACCCACUGGCCUGGGGGCCUGCAGGACACGGCCAUAUUUCAGCAAUCGACGGUGAGCAGGCUGUUCGAAGAGCAGGUGCAUCACGACGGCUGGUUGCUGGGUGUGUUGUUGAUGUAUCUGUGUGUUUUGUGCGUUGAAGGAGACAACAAGUAUCCUCUGAAGAAGUGGCUGAUGACGCCUCUCCAGUACCCAGAAACCCCUGCGGAAUACCGCUACAACAUGGCCCAUACGGCCACGCAUGAGAUCAUUGACCGGACUUACCGGGCCUUACAGACCCGCUUCCGCUGCCUGGACGGGUCCAAGGGCUACCUGCAGUACUCGCCCGAGAAGUGCGCCAACAUCAUCCUGGCCUGCUGCGUGCUCCACAACGUGUCCCUCCAGACCGGCCUGGACGCCUGGACCUUCGAGCGCACGGAGACCCCUGACCAGCCGGACGAAGGCUGCGAGCAGAUGGACUCCAUGGACCCGGAAGCUUUCAGGAUCCGGCAGGAGCUGAUCCUCAAUCACUUCAGCUAGCGAGCCCACCCGGAAUAUCCCCGAAGCCCCGGUUGUGUCAUUGACGCAGUGACCGCUCCGGGGCGUCCCUGAUGGUUUUAAAACGGGGAAAGUGUUCCUCGUCGAGUUUAAUUUGUUUUCUCUUCCCCCAGCAGUCCAUGUUGACAAACGCAACUUUGAUGUUGACAAACGCAACUUUGAGAGAAUCUGUCGUCUUACGGCUAUGUCAUGUAAAGUGUUCCCAAGAUAAAGCUGAUAACGCUGAUAAGAGUCUGUGUCCACUUCAGAAGGAAACCCCCCUGAUUGACGGCCUCAUUUUCCAUUUGCGUCUGUCUCUGAGUAACAUAAUUUCAUCUAUGUCUGUUCUUGCUCUAAAGGUGCUUUGUUAAUGCACCUGUCAUGGGCUUGGAGUGAGAUAUUGUAAGUAAGCCAUCCCCUGCUCAGUGUCAUUUUUGUACUGUAUCUCUUCAAAGCAGCGGGACAGGACCAGAGCAGUUCCUAACAACUCUUAAUGGAAACUCCUGUCAUGAGGGAAAAAAAUCUCCUUUUUUAUUUUUUUUUCCAACUACUUAUACAACCACAAAAAAGACAGAUGGAAAGCAUUCAUGAAAGCCCUGACUAUAUCCAGUUGUGGCUUAUCUCAAGAGUAAAGAUGGAUGAGAUUGA